This is a messenger RNA of Geodia barretti, 297 nucleotides long. The record is from the annotation of a GenBank genome assembly. NCBI's taxonomy places the organism in Eukaryota, Metazoa, Porifera, Demospongiae, Tetractinellida, Geodiidae.
AUGGCCCCUGGCCUGAUGAGCCUGGAAGAGGAGAGCCACAUCCUGGUCCUGUUCAACCUGCACCGGGCUACCGAGUACGAGUUGCAGUUGCACCCCGGCCACAAUCCCGCAAAUCCCCUGCGCGGUGUAUUCGCCACCCGUAGUCAGUACCGUCCCAAUGCCAUUGCGGCGACGGUAGCCGAAAUAGUAUCGGUGGAGGAUAAUGUUAUUAACGUAACCGGACUGGACGCGCAGGACGGUUCGCCGGUGCUGGACAUUAAGCCUCACCGCGCGACGUUUGACGGAGCGGCAGGGUAA